Messenger RNA from Anopheles stephensi (Asian malaria mosquito), 2653 nucleotides. RefSeq lists its product as uncharacterized. Gene Ontology annotation, biological process: regulation of transcription by RNA polymerase II. Bases 506 to 2428 code for a protein of 640 amino acids. The transcript is spliced from 7 exons. Gene Ontology annotation, molecular function: DNA-binding transcription factor activity, RNA polymerase II-specific; sequence-specific double-stranded DNA binding. The record is from RefSeq and is a predicted model, not a curated record. Lineage: Eukaryota; Metazoa; Arthropoda; Insecta; Diptera; Culicidae. Gene Ontology annotation, cellular component: nucleus.
UUCCGGUUGGACCUGCUUUGUGCUGCUUCCAUUUGUGCGAUCAGUGGGAAAACUUAUCUCGUAAGUGUUUGGCAAAAAAGUGGCAGAGAUUUGUGGGGAAAAUAUAAACGACCGUCAGUCGUGAAUCUGCAAUCUGGUGGUGCAAUAUUGCAUUGGAGAAAAAUUAUUGCAGCCAAGAAAUGGCACGAAAAUAGUGAAUAAAUCUCUUGGAUACGCGGUGCAACCAUAAGGAUUGUGAUUUAUUGUGAUGCAGUUGGGGGAUUAAAACAGUGUGAAAAGUUGUGCAAACCAAAUCGAAAAUAUAAUAGAUUAAGGUGAAAGUGUUUGUGAGUACAGUCGUGAGCGUAAAUGAGGCUAUUUAUUAAUUCCUUACGAAAAAUUGAGUGAGCGAUACUUUUAUGCUACGCAUCAUAAUAUGUGAUAGUGAAGUCACCCUAUAGAAUCUUCUCAAAGCAAACUCCAUCGUAUUUUAGCACCACAAAACGGACACACACCCGCCGGCAACAUGGAGCAGUUGGCUCACUUCGUAACGAAAUCGUUCGACUUUAACAACAGCCGCGUGCUGGACCUGCUCAACAUGACGGCCACUGCCGGUCCGAUAGCACAUCCCGACUAUGGUACACGGACCGGUUCCGAUUCGGACCUACUGUCCAGCACGAGCAGCAGUCUCGGUGAUGAUCUUGAGGACGAAAUACAUUCCCACUCGCUCGAAGUGUCACACCAUCACCGACUGCACACGUUACAUCCACUGCGAACGACCGAUCCUAACGGCGAACGAGACGAAAGGCGUGAAGAACCUUCGAACGAGGAUGAGGAAACGAUCGACAUCGAAAUUACGGACCUAUCGUACAGUAAUGGAAGUAACGGGGGUAGUAGUGGGGGUGGGUGUGAUAACGAUGAGCCUACUGUUGUAGGUGGAAAAUCUCUCACACAUCCACUGUCCAAUGCGACCAUUUCUCUAGAGCCGACGGUUGUGAUGAGUGCUUCCGGUGACGAGAUACGUGAAUCGGGGGACAAAAAUGGUGAUAAAAGUGCGAUAGGACGAUCACUUUUACUGCUCACCGGGCCGGCGAGUAACAACAACGAGAAGGGUGUAACGAAUCGGAACGAAAUUAGUGUUAUACGGAAGUUUGACAAUAAGAAGCCACACGAGAACGAUCGAUCGAGUGCGGGACUGUGUGAGGUGGUCGGUGGUGAAGUGGAUGGGGCUCGUGGAGGACAGAAGAAGGAGGAAGGGAAAGGUGCAAUCGGUGGGAACAAUGGUAGUGGCGUUGAGGGGGGAAAUGCAAAUGGGAAGAGUAACAGCAAGCGACACGUACCGCGCAAUUGGCUUAUCGCCGAUCUGGUGGAUGAGAAAAAGGAAGAUAAAACCAAAGAUGACGUUGCCUUAAACCUUGUGCGCUCGGAAAUUGAUACGCGGGUGGCCAAAGUGGCCCACGGAUACGAUCCCGCCGGUCUGCAGAUUGUACGUCCCAAGCCAGCCUCGGAGCUGCUCAAGCAAAGUGUUGACCUCAUCAACAAUCACCACUAUCCGGCGCAUCUCCCAGCACCAACGCUAACGGGUACCGGUACCGACGGUGAAUCCGACACAGAACCGCGUAUCCCGCGCGAAUCCGUCACACCCGACCGGGACGAUCCGUGUGCGGAUGGAACGCGAUCCGAAUCGGCACCACCGGCCCCCGGUACCGAGCGUCCCGACGAACGGCUUAAACUCCCGACCGAACCCGCACACGUCACCAACGGUCACGGUCCCCUAUCGGCACUCACCAACAACAAACAGCGCCGAUCCCGGACGAACUUUACGCUCGAGCAGCUGAACGAGCUCGAACGGUUGUUCGAGGAAACGCACUAUCCGGAUGCAUUUAUGCGGGAAGAGCUAAGCCAACGGUUGGGACUGAGCGAGGCAAGGGUGCAGGUUUGGUUUCAAAACAGGCGAGCCAAGUGUCGAAAGCAUGAAAAUCAAAUGCACAAAGGUAUUAUCCUUUCGAGUCAUAGCCCACCGGUCACCACGCCGCUCGAGCCGUGUCGUGUAGCACCGUACGUCAACGUUCCGUCCCUGCGUGCUGGCAACGGUGUACCACCCGGUGGAGGUACUGGUGGAACUGGAAUGCCUCCUUCAACCACCGCAGCAUCAGCAGCAGCAGUCAACCAUCCCUUCCCUGUGGCCGCCUUUUCUGCCUUCGAUUCUGCGUUCAUUUCGGCUGCAGCACAACAGUACGCAGCUGCACUGACUUCCGGGUCCGUGCCGGCAAGCCUUUUCUCACUGUCCCAGUACAGACCGGGAGGAUUGGCAGCGGCAGCCGCCAUUGCUACGCUGCCCGGGUUUACCGUGGCACACGACAAGAACUCCAGCAUCGUCGAUCUGCGGCUAAAGGCGGAAAAGCACAAAGAAAAUCAGAAGAAAAUUGUAAACAAUGUGUCCACGUAACUGGUUCCAUCUUGCAGCACUAUUUGUGGAGAUAGAGACAGCAGGCUCCAAAGGAUAACUGAUCGCGUGCAAGGAAACGAGCUCUGACGCCUAAAAGCUCCUAAUGUGACCUAUCACAACUCGUGGAGUAUUCAAGCACAUUAGCGUACUUCUUGUUUUGUCCUGUGUAAAAUAAAUAUACACCGUUUCGGUAGUGCUAAUCUCUCUGUGUUGAUGACUGCGUAC